This is a messenger RNA of Lithohypha guttulata, 2913 nucleotides long. RefSeq lists its product as uncharacterized. NCBI's taxonomy places the organism in Eukaryota, Fungi, Ascomycota, Eurotiomycetes, Chaetothyriales, Trichomeriaceae. The record is from RefSeq and is a predicted model, not a curated record. The transcript is spliced from 2 exons. Bases 1 to 2913 code for a protein of 970 amino acids.
AUGGAUCCAGUCAAAGAGAGCCGAUCGCCAUCUAUACAGAUGAACAUCAACAGUGAUCGCGGUAUGCGUGAUCGUCGUGGCGUCGAUGAUCGUCAGGUUGUAUUACAGCAAUUGCAGAAUGCGACUGUGAUUGAUUUGGAUUCGGACGCCGACGACUCCGUGGCCCUACCGGAGCCAGCUUCUGCAGCACAGACUUCGAGCAUCGACGCUAAGGGCGAUGUUGUCCCAGGAGCACCGUCGCAAUAUCCGAAACAAAACGCGAUAGAUACUUCUCAGUCCCAUACUCGGUCGCAAGUCACCAGAAAGAGGUUGUUCGUGUCGGGCGACAAACUCCUCGGUGACAAACUCCCCAGUUCUCCUACUAGUGCACAAUCCUUAUAUACCUCUUCCCUUGAUCAGCUAGGCCCGGACAGUGGUGAUCUACGAGGCGCCGCGACCAUAGACGCAGCCGAGCCUGAUGUGGACAUCGAGCAUCUUCUAUCGAUAUAUAAUUCAGGCGAUGCAGACGGUGAUGCGCCGGGUUCGCCAGCUCCAGCACUGGAUGCACCAUCUGUUGCCAGAAGUGCCGCAGAAGCUCGUGGGAUCGCAAAGAGCCAGCAGCUUCGCGCUCAGCGUAAAUUCCGUUCCCAAGAAGACCCUGAGCCUGUAAAGAGCAUCGAUGAGGAGCAAAAGAGGAGAGAUGCAAGACUGGCGCGCAUCACAGCCAGUGCUCUUGGUAAACCAAUGAAGUCAGUGCUUAAAGAUGCCGGCUCUAAAAAGCCAGCAAAGCGCGUGCAAUUCCAUGCGCCUGAGAUGGCUAAUCCAGCAAAGAGAGCGAGAAAGCCUGUCCAACCACAAAUUACUAUGGCCUCAAACGAUAUCCGUACACUCAUGGGUAUUUCAAGCAAACCAAGCAUAGCAACAGAAACCUCAGAAGGUGCCCGUCCAACCCUAUCUGGCCUUUCGCAGCUCACCCAGGAUCAUAUCGAUCAUGGUUCGCAGAAGCAGAAAAACGACACUUCUGGCCUGUACCCUGAGCAAGGUCUCCCGGAGUACUUAACACUUCCUAAAGGGUUUGAGGCGAUGGAAAGUGUCCGAAAAUCACUUAUCAUCCAACGGGAGACAGCGUCAGAGCGCUUGAGAGAUCUUUCUGCUAUACAGGGAUGCUUUGAACAUUUUGCCAAGCUACUUUCUUAUGGAGCCUUACUGGGCAGCAAUGCCGCAGAACUAAGGGAGUUGAAAACCUUCACUCAAAAAGUGCUCGAAGAUGAGUGUACCGGAAAACUUAAUCGACAGAGAAUAAAUGAGGUACGGGAAAAUGUCAAGCGAAGGCUUAGCAAGAUUGACACUGAUGCCCUUCCGAACGGCGCGGUAGAGGACCGACUAAGCGACAUCUUAAGACAAGAUUAUUGGGAGAAAUUACAGGUUGAGGUGCCAAAAUUGCGCAGCGAGAGUGAUAGGCUAAAGGCUCUCUGCAGCCAGAAGAAUACUAAGACCUGCAUACGGGGAGGAUGCCAGGGUAAUCCAAAGGCGAAGAAGACCACAGCAUCUCUAAGAGCCACAGGUACGAAAAAAGAUGGACCUCUUGCAGCUCAAAUUCGCGCCCAGCUGACCAAGUUCAAAGCUGCGGAACAGCGAGAUGGGGAGGAGGCUGUGCUAGAAAUUGACAUUCCUGACCGCGGGGAUGAUUAUACCAGUGAAGAGGAAGAGGGUGACGAAUUUCUGUACGCCCCGAAGAGAACCGAUCUUGAAUCAAAGGACAUAGCUGGUAAUGCUGAAGAUUCUGAGUCUCAGAUGCGACUUCUCCCUGUCCAGGCCGCUGAUCAGUCACUACUUGAAAGAAUGGUGACCACUACUCAGCAGCGAGAACAUGCGAACAGGCAAGGAGCACAGAAGCCCGACUCGCAAAUGCUACAAGACAUGAAGGCCCGCGAGUCUGCACGUGCCGCCAUGAAGCAGAAGCCCGCCGAUGUGGAUGCCACAUCUGAGGACAUAGAGAUCGAAGAAGUAGACUUAUCUCCUUCUGCUGAGUUCAAUGAUUCAGACCUAGAGGACGACGUUGAGGACCACAACGAGGUGCAAAUUGAGGGCGAGAUUGGUAGGCCAGAAUGCUACCGCUACUUAGUAUACUCGCACAUCCAUGGACAUCCUAGCAUGAAUGGGCAGCACCUUAUCGACAGAUUCUUAAACCGUGCUAAGGCGAUUAAGGAGGUGCUUAAAGUGGCACCACAAGUACGAAAAGACAUCCUAAACCUCGAUUCGAAUGCUCCUCAAGAGUAUACUAUCACCCUCAAACAAAACGAAACAGAAUAUGAGCAGCAACUCGCUAUGGGCGAAGACGGUGAUGUCGGUUGUCGUACAUGGAUUGAACGCGAGAGAUACAACCCGUCAGAAGAGGCAUACAACAACGUAAAAGUUAAGAAAGCGUGUCGAGGUCCCAAUGUCUGGAGCGUGGAUUGGGAAAAGAUAAUUUCGCCGAUCAUCGAAGAAGCUGCACAUAAGGAUACCGACAUAUCUAGCAAGCUCGCCUUAAACACGUCGGAACCUACUCUUGACGACAUCCUAGAUGAUCUCUUCGAACCUGAUACAGAACUUCCAGGAUGCGCACAAGCAGUCCCUGAAAAGGGCUUUCAACCCAUCACCGAACGUGCUACUCAAGAUCAUCAGAGACUGUUCACAUCUAUCGCAUAUGCUAAUCGACAUGCGAGCGAAGUGUUCAUGACUUUCGUGAUUACUCAUUUAUCAAGUCCAGGAGACAUAGCAUACAUCACUACCAUCAACAAUGAUAUUGAGGAGCAGCUCGAGCGGUGCUCAGACCUUCAUUGUUGGAUGCGCGAGGACAGCUUCGUCACAGAAAGGAAAGGGCUGGGAAAAGUGAACGAGAGCAUGAGGAUUUGGGUGAGGAAGUGCCAAACCACGGGUCCAAGUAACUAG